AGAGGACAUCCUCUACCCCCACCUUAUCUAAAAUGUGCCCUCCCUUCCUGGUUUCACCUCUGCUUGUUGACUGCCCUUGUUAUACCUGUAACUAUUAUCUUGUUACUUGCUUUUUAUUCCCCUCGCACUGGGAUGUAAGCUCCAUGAGGUCAGGGACCAUUCAUCAGCGCCUAUAAAUACUGUGGCACCUAAGGGCGGUGGCACCCAGGAAGUAUUGGAUAAGGAACCGUGACACUAACUUUAAGUGGGACUCAGUGCUCUCUUCCGCCUUGAGUGCCCAGCUCAUCAACGGUCUGGGUGAGGCUCCGGGUCUUAAGCCCUCGCUCGACUGCUUCAGGGCCCACCGCAGCCCCCAAACCAGCCCGGAGUGGUCUGAUGGUGCCCAGGGAAUGGUUUCCAAGGUAACAGCAAACGGGGAGGGGCUUGGAACGGAGGACAGGGCUCGAGCCUGGGCAGGGCCCUCCUGGGAGAAGAGGCGGCGACGCGGAGGGGAGGCGGGAACAGGGGUGCUGGGAGGGCGCGCGCGGCGAGGGGCACAUGCAGGGCCCCGGCGCGCCACUGCUCCUUAGUGCGGGGGAACUGGGGCCUGGGCGCCGGGGCUUGGCCUCCUGGUACUGCCAGGAGGGCGGCUCAGUGUGCCACUGGCUGCGGAAGCCGCAGCCUCCCAACCCACGCAUCAGUUUACCCUCCGCAUGCCGCUCCGAUUUCCGUCUGCCAGGGAGGCCACCUUGGCCCGGCCCCGCCUCCGCCCAGCCCGAGGAGGGCCGUGCAGGCAGAAGCGAGGCGGGCAGCCCCGCCCCUGCGCGUCGCCUUGGCCGGGCCUUCAGGACGCCGGUCCUCGGCACCCAAGCCCAGGGCGACGUGGAUCCCCGCCCCCUCGGCUCCCCGCACAAGUUGGUCCUGGAUGAGCCCUCGCCGCAGGAUGGUUCCCCGGUCCUCUGGCGACGAUUCUCCAAGGCAUCUCACAUGAACCGGCUCCAAAAUGCCAAAAUCCACGUGGAGAGAGCUGUCAAGCAGAAGAAGAUCUUUACCAUCCAAGGCCGCUACCCGGUGAUCCGGUGUCUCUUGUGCCAGAGGGGCUGGGUGGAGAAGAAGAUGGUCCAUUGCUCAGGCUCCACCCUGCUGCCACUCCAGAAGGAUCCGGAUAGUUCAGUGAUGGGUGACAGUGACACCACUGAGGAUGAGGAUGAAGAUGAGGAUGAGGAGCUCCAGCCACCACAGCUGUUCGACUUUGAUGAUUUACUGAAAUUUGAUGACCUAGAUGGAACACAUUCUCUGAUGUCUCGCAUGGUUCGGAAUGAGACCCCCUACUUCAUCUGGACCACUCGGCGGGACGUGCUUGACUAUCGCUUCCUCUCUAAGGAUCAGAUGAUAAACCACUACGCCCGGGCUGGCUCCUUUACCACAAAGGUGGGUCUAUGUCUCAAUCUCCGGAAUUUGCCAUGGUUUGAUGAGGCUGAUGCCGACUCCUUCUUCCCACGCUGCUACCGCCUGGGGGCUGAGGAUGACAAAAAAGCCUUCAUAGAAGACUUCUGGCUGACAGCUGCCCGCAACGUUCUCAAGCUGGUGGUAAAGUCUGAGUGGAAGUCAUACCCUAUACAGGCAGAAGAGGAAGAAGCCACAGGAGACAAGCAACCCAAGAAACAGGAGAAAAACCAAGUGUCGGUGUCCCCAGAGUUUGUGGAUGAAGCUCUGUGUGUGUGCGAGGAGUAUCUUAGCAACCUGGCUCACAUGGACAUCGACAAGGACCUGGAGGCCCCGCUGUACCUCAGCCCCAAGGACUGGUCCCUCUUCCUUCAGCGCUACUACCAAGUGGUCCACGAAGGGGCAGAACUCAGGCACCACGACACUCAGGUCCAGCACUGUGAGGACAUCCUGCAGCAGCUGCGGGCUGUGGUACCCCAGAUAAACAUGGAAGGGGAUCGCAACAUCUGGAUCGUGAAACCAGGAGCCAAGUCUCGCGGACGAGGCAUCAUGUGCAUGGACCACCUGGAGGAGAUGCUGAAGCUGGUGAACGGCAACCCCAUGAUGAUGAAGGACAGCAAAUGGGUGGUACAAAAGUAUAUUGAGCGGCCCCUGCUCAUCUUUGGCACCAAGUUUGACCUGAGACAGUGGUUCCUGGUAACUGACUGGAACCCACUUACUGUGUGGUUCUACCGUGACAGCUAUCUCCGCUUUUCCACGCAGCCAUUCUCCCUGAAGAACCUGGACAACUCAGUACACCUGUGCAACAACUCCAUCCAGAAGCACCUGGAGAACUCGUGCCAUCGGCAUCCACUGCUGCCUCCAGACAACAUGUGGUCCAGCCAGAGGUUCCAGGCUCACCUGCAGGAGAUGGGGGCCCCAAAUGCUUGGUCCACCAUCAUCGUGCCUGGCAUGAAGAAUGCCGUGAUCCAUGCACUUCAGACCUCCCAGGACACUGUGCAGUGUCGGAAGGCCAGCUUUGAGCUCUAUGGCGCUGACUUUGUGUUCGGGGAGGACUUCCAGCCCUGGCUGAUUGAAAUCAAUGCCAGCCCCACCAUGGCACCCUCCACGGCAGUCACCGCCCGGCUCUGUGCUGGCGUGCAAGCUGACACCCUGCGCAUUGUCAUUGACCGGCGGCUGGACCGCAACUGUGACACAGGAGCCUUUGAGCUCAUCUAUAAACAGCCUGCUGUGGAUGUGCCCCGAUACGUGGGCAUCCAGCUCCUGGUAGAGGGCUCCACCAUCAAGAAGCCCAUGGCGAUGUGUCAUCGGCGGAUGGGGAUCCGCCCAGCACUCCCCCUGCUGACCCAGCGAAGCUCUGGGGAAGGCAAGGACUCGGGGACCCCUACCCACAGGUCAGCUUCUAGGAAAGAUGCUGGGGCCAGGAGCCUGGAGCACAGUGAGAAGCCAGACUCCACUGCCACCACUUCAGACCCCGGAAAGGGGAAGAAAGGCAAGGCAAAAAGUACCACAGCCCUGGUCUGCCCCAAUCUCUGGGAAUGGGAUCUCACCAGCACCAGGUUGGGGUGCAUUUUCACCAUGACCUUUUCUAGUGGGGACAGGCAACCCCACCCCUUGAACAGAUUGCCACCGAGUCCGAAAAACCCCCAGACCCUGGCCCCUCACCACUUCCCCAGCCUCCACACCAAGGCCCAGCUGCCUUCUCCCCAUGUACUCCGACACCAGGGCCAGGUCCUCAGACGACAGCACAGCAAACUGGUGGGCACUAAGGCCCUGUCGAUCACAGGCAAGGCCUUGAGGACUCUACCCACGGCCAAGGUCUUCAUUUCCUUCCCACCUAACCUUGAUUUCAAGGUGGCACCCAGCAUCCUGAAGCUAAGAAAGGUGGGCCUUGAACUGUGACUCACACCCAGUGGGCAGUGCUGAGCACGGGGUCAGGGCUGGAGGGCACAGGCAGAGUGCAGCUCCCAGGCUGGCUGGUACCCCAAGGGAAGAGCUUGUCUUCCUCAGAAGCCUCUUCCUUAACAGACUCUUGAUCAUCUCCCUCUUCUCCCCUCCUUUCACCUCGAGGCUCCUGCUCCCCUGUGCCUCCGAGGCCACCACCUGGAAGUGCGUUGUUGCCUCUGCCCUUUGAAGUUGGAACAACUCCUACCACCCAUAAGAAAGUCAAGGCCAAAGGCAAGUUCAAGGCCAGACUGUGACAAACCCAGGGCUGAGGACGGCCCUGUGAAGAGGCUAAGCCCCCUGAAACCUCUGCCCCUCGUCGGUACAUUCCAGAGGUGAGGAGGCCUGGGGGAUAUGAAGCUAGGGAAGCUCCUGCUUCAAUUUCCCACUGCCCUUGUCCUGGAUCCAACACCAAAUAAAAAGAAACAAGUGGAGUA
Messenger RNA from Cebus imitator (Panamanian white-faced capuchin), 3806 nucleotides. RefSeq names its product tubulin tyrosine ligase like 3 (gene TTLL3). Gene Ontology annotation, cellular component: cilium. NCBI's taxonomy places the organism in Eukaryota, Metazoa, Chordata, Mammalia, Primates, Cebidae. Gene Ontology annotation, biological process: protein modification process; cilium assembly; cilium movement. The coding region runs from base 538 to 3327 and encodes 929 amino acids. The record is from RefSeq and is a predicted model, not a curated record. The transcript has 13 exons.